GAGCACCGAUUGCAGUUGUAAUGUAGCUAUGGCGUCUGCCAGUGGUAUUGGUAGAGUUCAGGACUACCUGCUGAAACUCCAUUCAUUUCUCAGUGACUCAGAAAUCAGAUAUGCUGCACUUCAGUGUCACGAUAUAAUCGGCGACGUGGGACAGGAGUGCUUGAUACCGAAGAGGGAGAGCGAUUUCGUUUUCCAGACGUCUCUGCUGUUUUCGAAGGAAGAGGGACUGCUCAGCUUUAUCCGAAAGUCCAUCAGCUAUGAUGAACUCCGAGAUGCUCGACUGGAGAUCAUCAGCCUCUUGGAAAAGCUUCUUCAGAAGUUAUCUACUGAGUGUAAAGGGUGGGAGAAGAACCAUGCCGUUGAUAUCAAGGAUAUGUGCCUCCUUGUCUAUACAAAGGACAAAUCUGCAAAAAGCAGAAUAGCAACCCUGGAACUUCUUAUAAAGGUGUUGUUCGUGACAAAGGAUUCUGCUGUAGCUCAUGACUUUAAAGUUGCCGAAAUAUUCAACAAGUUCUAUGGCGAACUUGGUCAAAGAAGUAAACUACCUGACACGGUUCAUGGUAACAUCUAUGAGCUGCUGGGAGCACUUGGUGAAGUACAACCUGCUGAAAUGAUAAAUAAUUCUGAAAAGCUGUUCAAAGCCUGCCUGGGAGAGCUUAAAGCUCAGAUGACUUCUUUGACAAAGGAGCCCAAGUUGCCUAUUGUUGCUGGAUGCUUAAAAGGACUAACCUCACUUAUGGUUCAUUUUACGAAAUGCAUGGAUGAAGACCCACAAACUUCAAAGGAAAUAUUUGAUUAUGCCCUGAAGGCAAUCAGUCCGCAGACUGAAAUGAAGCGUUACGCCGUCACGUUUGCGGGGCUGAGAUUGUUCGCCAGGCAUUCUUCUCAGUUUAGCAGCUGCCUUAUGGAUCAUUACAAGACCGUGUUUGAUGUCAUGUGCAAGUGGUGCGGACACAUAAAUGUUGAGAUGAAAAAGACGAGUUACCACGCUUUGGAAUCGUUCCUGAAACAGAUAGCAUCCCUCGUCACCGAGAAUGUCGAGCUACACAAAAGCAAGUUGAAAUUCUUCAUGCAAAAGUUUUGCGGCAUCAUCAAGAACAUGGAUUCCUCUCAGAAGGAGCUCUCCAUUGCCAUUCGUGGCUAUGGGCUAUUCGCCGCUCCCUGUAAGGUGGUGUGCCCUCAGGAUGUGGAUUUCAUGUAUACCGAGCUGAUCCAGCGCUGCAAACAGAUGUACCUCACUGAAUCCGAUACACAGGCUGACAAUAUCUACCAGCUGCCCAGCUUCCUGGACUCUCUCGCUAGCGUCCUCUACCACUUGGAUACCAUUCCUGAGGUAUACACGCCGGUCCUGGAACACCUACUGGUUUUGCAGAUCGAUUGCUUCCCGCAGUACAGCCCGAAGAUGAUGUCAGCUUGCUCCUGUUCCAUUAUCAAAAUUUUUAUGGCUAUGGCAAGGAAAGGUCCUGUGCUCUGGAACUUUCUGAGUACUGUGAUGCAUCAAGGCUUGAUCCGUGUCUGUUCCAAGCCCGUUGUUUUGAAUGAGGCAGGAGCGAAGAGCAGUGACAGGGACCUGGAACCGCCUCCGGUUCGCACUGGGAAAUGGGAGAUUCCCUCCUACCGCGAUUACCUGGAUCUCUUCAGGAAACUCCUGGACUGUGAGAACAUUAAGGAGUCUGUCAAUGUGACGUUUGACAUGGACCGCUCCGUUCUCAAGUCUUUAAACCGGCACCUGUACGACGAGCUGGUUCGAUCAAUGCUGAAAAUCAUUAAGAAGCUUGACCUUUCAGUGCAGAAAGUGAAUUCAGAGACAGAGUCAAUUGAUGUGCAGAAACAAGGAGAGAAUAUUGAAGACACUGUCAUGCCCUCCUCAGACCCUACUGCUCAUCUUCAGCCCAACAAGCCAAAUGACUUUAUGGUCUUAAUCAAUCUGACCGAUUUCUGCAGUGAGCUGCUCUUGAAGAGAGAUGCUGGGUACUUUCAACAGUGGGUUUACCCCAUGGGCCAGGAGAUAAUCCUCCAGUCCUCACGAUUUCCACUCAUCAGCGGUUUUUAUAAGCUCCUCUCCAUUGGCAUGAAAUUAGCCAAGAGAUUAAAGUAUUUCCAGCAGGUGGUGUUAAAAUCCAGUCAUGGAGUCUUGGAGAAGCAUGCCUGCUUUCUACUUUUUACCAAGUUUGGGAAGGAGGUAUCUGUACGAAUGAAGCAGUACAAAGAUGAGCUUUUAGCAUCGUGUUUGACCUUCCUCCUCUCGCUGGACCAUCACAUCGUUUCUCUGGACAUCAAAGCCUAUAUUCCUGCACUUCAGGCAGCGUUUAAGCUGGGCUUGAGCCACCCGCCUCUGGCGGCAGCAGCUCUCGACGCCCUUGAGGAGUGGUCGUCCAACAUCCCCCAGCACGACAUGCAACCACAUUACAAGGAUGUCCUGCCUUGCUUGGAUGCUUAUCUCAAGACAUCAGGCUCAAAUGGUCAAGGUGAAAACAACUGGGAGGUGUUAUGUCUGUCUUCUGGGGAAGAAAAGGGACAUGGGAAAGUUCUCAUGAGGUUGAUGAAGAAGUCCAGACACCUGUCAUUGGUCCAAGACUCACAGAGCACGGUGGUCAGACACAGAGUCGUGCAGCUUUUAGGCCACUUGGGGGGACAGUUAAACAGAAGCUUAGUAACAGCCACAUCAGCUGAAGAAAUGAUGAAGAAGUGUGUGACUUGGGACUCUGAGAAGAGACUAAACUUUGCCGUACCUUUUGCUGACAUGAAGCCGGUCAUCUUUUUGGACACUUUUCUUCCCCGUAUCACAGAGCUCGCUCUCUCAUCAAGUGACAGGCAGACCAAAGUGGUGGCUUGUGAACUGCUCCACAGCGUUGUUGUUUACAUGCUGGGGAAGAGCUCCCAGAUUCCCGAGCAGGAUAAGUGCGCCCCACCCAUGUACAACCUGCACAAGCGGAUCUUUCCCGUGCUGCUCUUUUUGGCUUGUGAUGUUGACCAGGUGACAAGGCAGCUAUAUGAGCCCCUGGUGAUGCAGCUUAUUCACUGGUUCACUAGCAACAAGAAGUUUGAGAGUCAAGACACAGUUGCUGUUUUGGAGGCGAUUCUGGACGGUCUGGUGAAUCCAGAGGACUGCAAACUCCGGGACUUCUGUGGUCAGUGCAUUCACGAGUUUUUCAAGUGGUCCAUCAAGCAAACGACACCAAAACAGCAGAAGGAGAGUCACGUCAACAUCAAGUCUCUCUUCAAACGGAUUUACAGCCUGGCGCUGCAUCCCAAUGUUUUCAAAAGACUUGGGGCUGCUUUGGCCUUCAACAGUAUCUACAAACAGUUUAGGGAAGAGAAGCCCAUUGUGGAGCAGUUUGUUUUCGAAGCUCUGGUCACGUUUGUAGAAAGCCUGGCCUUGGCACAUUCAGAUGAGAAGUCUUUAGGAACAUUACAGCAGUGUGGCGACGCUGUUGGACAUCUGAAGAGAAUCAUCAAACACUUUGCUAUUCAGCUGAAUCAGUGCAUUAAGAGACGCGUACCAAGGGGUUUUCCACCAGACAAACCAAUGGCGUUGUUGGACAUAGUCAUGUGGCUUUUGGUGCAAUGUGGGCGUCCCCAAACCGAAUGCAGACAUAAGUGCAUGGAGCUGUUUUAUGAAUUUGUGCCCUUGUUGCCCGGUCAGAAAAAAGCAGGAGUCUGGCUUGAGGAACUGCUGGAGCAGAAGGGCUUUGACUUCCUGAUCGACAGCUUUGAGGGUGGGGGAUACAGCGAGUGCUCCUUGGGGCUCCUGUCCCAGUGUACCCUGAAGGACCUGGACGAGCCCUUCAACAUGCGAGCCACCCUGCAGUGGAUGGACAUGCUGCUCGCAGCUCUGGACUGCUACAACACUUUCAUCGAGUUGCAGCUGGUCAAGCCGACAGUGAUGCAGAGCACUACAGAGAAGUCUAGGUUUUUGAAAGCCCUUCAGUUCUUUAUUGAUCAGCUAGCUGCACAGGACAUUGCGGCAGCUGAGAUUUGUUUCCCUGUAAGGCAGAAAGUUUCUGUCUUUAGCCCUAAAGAGAAAGAAGACUACAACUAUAGCAAGGGAACCAUCAUCGUACGUUUGAUGGAGUUUGUCACAAUGGUGCUGGAGAAAUGCCAUCAAGACUUCUGGAAGUUUCUUGAGCAGUAUGUCUUGAGCGACUCUUUCUUUGAGCUCGUGGCGCUGGUCAUCUGUGAGCCGUCAGUCGUUGGCUUCAAUAUGGCUGACGUGGAGGUGAUGGUGAAUCUGCCCACGGUCUGUGUCAAUCUCAUGAAGGCCACGGUCCCCACAACGUACAAGUCCAACCUGGAGAGAAGCGUCAAGAAGUGGAUAUCCCGGGAAAGUGUCUCUGAACUGUGUGGAAUAGAUCUCUAUGACAAAGAAGCCCGAGCAAAUAAUCCCAAACUGGAACGUAUACUCUUGGCUUGUAGGCAGCUUUACCAAGCCGGCCUUCUCGAAUCCAUUUUUCAGAGCGUGGCUGAAGCUGAUCUAUCCCUUGGGUCCAGGCUUCUCUCAGUUGUAUAUAAGGGUGUUGUCCCCAAAGAAGAGGGGGCAACUCUGCCAUCGAUGGAUGUGAGCAGCAGGAAACUAGCAGAUGAGCUGCUCCAGAUGGCAUUUUCUAUAGGACAAGAGAAUGAACUGGUAGAUCUGUUGCUGAACAACACAAUGAUAUCAGUGACACUGUCAGGAAGCGCUCAGGGAAAGAACAUCAACUUCUUGCACGGGGAGUAUUUCUAUAGCCUCUUCCACACAACGGUCAAUUCCGAGUUGCUAAGGAAACUGGAUGGCACUGUUCCUGCACUCAUGAAAUCCGCUGUCUACCAUCCCAGAAUGAUAAGUACCUUGCUGAAUGGCAUGUUGGAUCAUUGUUUUCGAGAGAGAAUUCUGCGGAAAAACCAGGGCAGCACCUUGAUAGGGGGGAUAUUGAGGAACUGGAGCUCCCUGCGACCCUGGUGGUCCAUUGCCAGCUCCUCCUCAGAAAGCAAGAUAGCUACCCUGACCCUGCUCUCCAAAGUCCUUCAGAUUGAUUCCGCAGUCUGCUUCAGUACCAGCCAUGAAGCAUUUGGAGAAGUGUUUGCUACAUACACCACUCUUCUCACUGACGUUGUGCUGCCACUGAAUCUGAAGAACCAUGCGUUGAUCAUUCUGCCAUUCUUCACCGCCCUGCCUGAAGAACCACUGGUGCAGCUGCGGAAAGCCCUGGAACUGUUUGUUGUAUCACAUUUCCCCCUGCAGUCUCAUGAGUUCCCCAGGGGAACACUGGACUACAACAACUACACUGAUAGCAUUAAGAAGUUCUUAGAUGCUCUGGAGCUCUCCCAAAGUCCUUUGCUGUUAAAAUUAAUGGCCGAGGUUCUUUGCCGGGAUCAGAAGCACAUCAUGGAGGAGCAGUUUCAAACGUGUUUUAAGAGAAUAGCUAAAAGGUCCAGCUGUGAGCGGCAGGUGGCGCUGCUGAAUACCGUGUAUCGGACAGUCAUGGUGGACGUGCAGCCAGUCGGCGUCCUGGGUCACGCUUUUGUCGAAAGGACGCUGCUGACGCUGCUCCAGCACUGCAGCAUCGAUGCUCUCAGGCAGUUCUUCAUAGAAAAUGUUCCUGACAUCAUAGCCACCCUGCAGCUCCGUUUCACCAAGUCUAAUGAGAUGACGUUCGAGACUCAGAUCAUAAAGAAGAAUGGCUGUUACAAGCUGCUUGAGGUUCUCUACUCUCGGCUACCGAAAGCUGAAGUCUACGCCAAAGAGUCGAAAAUUAACAUGGCCUUCGUGGGCUCAGGCCAACCUGAGGGUAACGAGUUGUCAAAAUCACUGCUCAAAUCCUGCUUUGAGGCCUUUACAGAAAAUAUGGUUGGUGAAACCCAGCUUCUGGAGAGGAGACGACAGUAUCACUGUGCUGCCUAUAACUGUGCUAUAGCUCUGAUCAGCUGCUGCUUCAAUGAGACAAAGUUCUACCAAGGGUUCCUCUUCAGCGAAAAGCCAGAGAAAAGUCAGUUUAUUUUUGAGAACAUCAUUGAUAUCCAAAGAGCCUACAGAUUCCCUGUAGAAAUUGAUGUUCCUCUUGAAAGGAAGCAAAAGUAUGUGACUAUCCGGAAAGAAACGAUGGGCAACAGUGGCGAAGAACCUCGCUAUCUCUCCUCGCAAUCCUGCAUGGACAGCAGUCUCAGAGAGGAGAUGAGCCAGUUUGACUUUUCUACUGGCGUCCAGAGCUUCUCGUACCGAUUCCAAAAUCCUGGCAGUGAAACUACUGCUGCCUCGAGUGGGGAGCAAAUGGAGACAGUCUCCCAAGAUGAAGUGAUGGACCUGGAAAUGGAUGAGCUGAACCAGCACGAGUGCAUGGCCUCCAUGACAGCGCUGCUCAGUCACAUGCAGAGGAACGGCAUCACUCCCAAAAUAGAGCAGGGUACAACACCAGCUGAACUUCCACCUUGGAUGAAGUAUUUUCAUGGAAAGCUUGGGAAUUCAUCAACACCAUUGAAUGUUCGGCUCUUCAUUGCAAAAAUUAUAAUUAACUCUGAAAAGGUUUUCCAGCCGUAUGCCAAGUUUUGGCUCGGGCCGUUGUUACAGCUCGUUGUCUCUGGAAACAAUGGAGGAGAUGGAAUUCACUUCAUGGUUGUUGAUAUUGUUGCCACAGCUUUGUCUUGGACAAGCAUUGCUACACCCAAGGGUAACACCAAAGAUGAGGUUUUGGCUAAUUGGUUACUUGAGUUCCUCAUUAAGAACUGUUUUCACCAAAGAAGAGCUGUUUUUAGGCACAAUCUAGAGAUAAUUAAGAUUGUGGUGGAGUGCUGGAAGGAUUGCUUGGAGGUACCUUACAGUCUGAUACAUGAGCGAUUUGCUGGGACAGAUCUCAACAGUAAGGACAACUCAGUGGGACUUCAACUGCUUGGGAUUGUACUGGCCAACAAUCUGCCUCCUUACGACCAUAAAUGUGGCAUAGAGCAGGACCGGUACAUUCGAUCAUUGGUCAACAAUUUGUCAUUCAUAAGAUACAAAGAGAUCUACAGUGCUGCUGCGGAGAUAAUUGGGUGCAUGAUGCACUACUGGGCUGAGAAGAAUGAACCCAGUACGACCUUGUUUGACCUCACAGCUAGUAAGCUGAUGGAGCUUAAGAAGUCUGAUAAAGAUGACAAGUUUAUUGUUUGCUUGAGUAAAGUUUCCAAACACUUCGCUCCAUUUAUGGAUCGGUUUGUCAGUCAGAUAUUUUACCUGCUGCCAAAGAUGCACGGGUCAUUAAAGACUCACUGCCUGGAGUGUCUGCUCUGUAGAGCCAGCGAGAUUCCAGACAUAUAUUUGCAGCUAAAGACAAAAGACUUUCUCCAGGUCAUGGGUCACAGGGAUGAAGCAAGGCAGAGAAUCUGCCUAGAUCUUGUCCAUAAGAUCUUACCCAUUCUGAAGCCAGAAGAAAUUCAGGAAGUUUUGGGUUUGGUGUCAUCUUUUAUCACCCAUCCAUCCCCUGUGUGCAGAGAGAGAAUGUAUGACAUCCUCAUGUGGAUUUAUGACAACUACAGUGAUUCAGAGAGCCAGGCAGACCCUGUCUCCCUAGGCGUCUUCAAUACAGCAAAGGAGACUCUUCUUCAAGGGCUUGUGGAUGAAAAUCAAGGCCUUCAACUGUAUGUCCACAACUUCUGGAGCCAUGAAAGCCGGCUGCCCACGGCUACUUUGGACCGCACACUCGCUGUAUUGCGAUCGCUGUACUCCUGCAGAAUUGAAGAUCACUUCCUGAGCUUGGCCACGAACAUGCUGCUGGAGAUGACCAGCCGCAGCCCUGAUUACACCCGUGCCAUGUUUGAGUAUCCACUCUCUGACUGCAAGUUUCAGGAUUAUGUGAUUGACUCCAAUUGGCGUCAUCGGAGUACGGUGCUGACGCCGAUGUUUGUGGAGACGCAGACAACGCAGAUGUCGCAGACAGGCUCAUACAUGCAGUCACAGAAUGCUGCUGCGUCCUCUCGUGGUUCCACGGGGGCUCAGCUGAGAGUCACUCAGGACUCUCUGGAAUUCACCCCAACACAGACAACCGGCAAGCGUGCGGCAUUUAACUGGCUAACCGGGAGCAGCAUUGACACACUGGCAGAUUACCCUUUGCAAACUUCCUCAGAAUCAGUAUCUUCCUUGCUGGUGUUUGAAAAAAGGGACAGAACGCGAAUGACCAGGAAAACCCCGGGGGCUGAUUUUGGCACAAAGCGUCUGACAGCCCUUGGUGACAAAGGAAAUGAUCGAAGCGCCAAAGCUGCAAGUGAACAGCAGGCUGACAUCAUGAGGUUAAAAAGAAGGUUCCUGAAGGACAAAGAGAAAGUCAGCCUACAUUUUGCCACGAAGGGCAUCCGUGAGCAAAAGAGUGAGAAGGAGCAAGUUGCCAACAAGAAGCUUCAAAAGGAGGCCAAGGUCACCCUGUAUCGCAGCUACAGAGUGGGAGACCUGCCAGACAUCCAGAUCCAGUACAGGAGCGUCAUCGCCCCACUGCAGGCCCUCGCGCAGAGGGAUGCGACUCUUGCGAAGCAGCUAUUCAGCUCCCUGUUUAGCGGAAUCCUGUCGGAAAUGCAGUCUUUUAAAACUUCUGCUGAAAAAAAGAAGAUUAGCGAACAGCUGCUGGAGGACAUGAACAAUUUCCUCAACAAGAGUACAGUCUACUUCCCUCCCUUUGUCGCAUGUGUGCAGGAUAUGUGUUACCAGCACAAGGACUUGCUCAGCGUCCACCCUGAGAAUGUGAGCUCCAGCUGCUUGGCUAGCCUGCAGCAGCCGAUCGGCAUCCUCCUGCUGGAGGAGAGCCUCAUCCGGGACCAGGCGCCGUAUCCUCCGGCCAAGCGCGCUCGCCGCGACCAGCCGCCAGACACCCUGCGCUGGAUUCACCUGGCCAAAUUGUACAGGUCUUUGGGAGAUUACGACGUUGUACGUGGCAUCUUUAGCGGCAAGGUUGGGACAAAGCCCAUCACCCGGACAGCCUUGCAAGCUGAAGCAAAAAGUGACUAUGCUGAAGCUGUGAAGCUCUACAAUGAGGCACUAAACACUGAAGAAUGGAUGGAUGAUGAACCUACUGAGGCAGAGAAGGAUUUCUGGGAGAUGGCUGUCCUAGAGGCCUAUAGCCACCUGACUGAAUGGAAAUCCCUGCAGUACUGUGCUACUAUCAACAUCGACAACAGCACAUCCAUCAGACUUGAGAAAAUAUGGACUGACCCCUUUUACCAGGACAUGUACCUGCCUUACCUGAUGCGAAGCAUGCUGAAGCAGCUGCAGCUGGGAGACCAGAGCCAGACCCUGCUCAGCUUUGUAGAUGAGGCGAUGAAGCUGGAGGAACGGAAGAACAUCAUGGAAACUUAUUUUUCUCAAGAGCUGAGCCUGCUGUACAUCUUGCAGGAAGACUAUGACCGAGCCAAGUACUACAUCAAUAACUGCAUGGAAAUCUUCAUCCAGAACUAUUCCACCAUUGACAUGCUGCUAAAUCGAAGUCGUCUGGCGAAAUUGCAGUUAGUGCAACCUUUGACGGAGAUUCGAGAUUUUCUUCAUUUCAUCACCAGCAGUGUUUCUUCAAACUCUCUCAGGACUAUUAUAAAUACUUGGACAAAUCGCUUUCCUGAUCCAAAAAUGGAUCCAAUGAAUGUGUGGGAUGACAUCAUAACAACUCGCUGUUUCUUCUUGGAUAAGAUCUCUGAGAAGCUGACCUCUCUAGUCACCACAGAUUGUAUGGAAGUGGAAGACAGUGAGGGCACAGAGCAGAAAAUAAAAGUUGAAGAUCCUCCAGAUUUUGCUGUGAUGAUACGCGAAUGCAAGUUUAACAUGAAGUUAAGGAUGGCUGACAGUGCACGGAAGCAGAGUAAUUUCGCUCUUGCCAGCAAGCUGCUGAAGGAAUUACACAAAGAAUCGAAGACGAGGAGAAGCUGGAUGCAGCAGUGGGUCCACAGCUUCAGUCGCUUCAGCCACAGGCGAAGCCGAGGCCUGGGGCAGGUGGAGCAGGUUUCAGCAAUGCUCAAGGUCGUCCCACUGCUCGAGGAAGUUCAGACGGAGAAUGCACCAAUACAGAUUUACCAGGACCAGAAAAUUCUACUUGGGACCACAUAUUGCAUUAUUGCUUCAGCAGUAAGCAAGGAAUUGUGUGUUCUGGAAGAGAUUGGAAGCGAUAAGUCCAAAAGAUUGCUGGAGCUGUCUGGGGCGUCCACCAAUGAACAGGUGGUCAUAGGGCUUCAGAAACGUGCAUUCACGCUUUUUCACAGUGCUGUUGAAAGAGCAGAAAUGGAGCUGCCCUCAUCUUCUACAGGAGAUGUGGACACUUCUGUGGCCAUCAAGGCGUACAUGUCAUUGGCAAACUUCUGUGACAAACGACUGCAUGAGGAGGAAAAGAGCAGCACUGUUUCAGAAUAUCCUGAGCUGCUGACAUUCCCAGUUACUGUGAUGGAGAUGCUGCUUAAAGCAUUGAAGCUGAACUCAAAAGAGGCUCGACUAAAGUUCCCCCGACUAUUACAGAUCGUUGAACUGUAUCCUGCCGAGACCUUAAACCUCAUGGCCAAAGAGAUGGCGUCUGUGCCCUGCUGGCAGCUCAUUUCUUGGAUCAGCCAGAUGAUGGCGCUGUUGGACAAGCAGGAGGCAGUGGCUGUGCAGCAGAUUAUCGGCGAGAUUGCAGAUUCUUACCCCCAGGCCCUGGUUUACCCGUACAUGAUAAGCUGCGAGAGCUAUAACUUUGACGAUUCUGCCACUGGCCACAGAAACAAGGAGUUUGUCACCAGCCUCAAGUCGAAGCUGGAUAAGAGGGGAAUCAUAAAUGACUUCAUGGAGGCUUUACAGCAGCUGACAAAUCCGGAAAUGCUUUUCAAGGACUGGUGGGACAGUGUGAAGAACGAGCUGGAAAAGCCAAGCUUGGAUAAAAAGAUGAUCGCGAAAAUGUAUGAGGAGAUGUAUUCUUCUCUGGGGAAUCUAAGGGCAGAAGGUCUUGGCUCCUUUAGAAAGAAAUUCAUACAGAAAUAUGCUAAAGAAAUAGCAGCACUCCUUGGAACAGGUGCCACCAAGCUGAUUGCAAAGAAGAGUAAUACAGAUUUUCUGAAGAAUGUGGAUGACUUUGCAAACAAGAUGCGUGGUUUCCAGAAGGAACCGGGUAAUCUGAAGGAAUAUUCUCCCUGGCUGAGCAAUUUCAGAGCAGAGAUGCUGCAGGAAGAGUUAGAGAUCCCAGGGCAGUAUGAUGGCCUCUCCAAACCCAUGCCAGAGUAUCAUGCGAAGAUAAAAGGUUUUGAUGAAAGGGUGAAGGUGAUGAGUUCCAUCCGAAAGCCGAAGCGCCUGAUCAUCCGCGGGCACGAUGAACAUGACUAUCCCUUCCUGGUGAAGGGAGGGGAGGACCUGAGACAGGACCAGCGCAUCGAGCAGCUCUUUAGCAUCAUGAACAUCAUCCUGAGCCAGGAUGCUGCCUGCUCUCAAAGGAACAUGAAGCUCUCUACCUACCAGGUGGUCCCCAUGACAACUAGGAUUGGUCUUAUCGAGUGGAUGGAGAACACUUGCACACUGAAGGAAUUCCUUUACAAGCGAAUGACUGAGGAAGAACAACGAAAUGUCACAAGACCACAUGACGUCUUUGAUAACUGGCUUACCAAAGUGGCUGGUAAGGUCAAUGGGAUACUUCGUUAUGCUGAAGUUUACAAGAAAGCGAAGAGGGCUGACACUGUCGCCAAUUUUAAGAAGAUUGAGAAUCUCGUUCCAGAAAAUCUUCUGAGGAGAGCCUUCAUCAAGAUGAGCACGUCACCUGAGGCCUUCCACUUCCUCCGAUCCCAUUUCAUUUCCGGUCACGCUCUCAUAUGUGUAAGUCACUGGAUUCUGGGCAUUGGGGACCGGCACCUCUCCAACUUCAUGGUCAAGACGGAAACUGGCGGUGUUGUUGGCAUCGAUUUCGGUCACGCCUUUGGUUCCGCAACUCAGUUUCUCCCGGUGCCAGAGAUGAUGCCAUUCCGUCUCACCCGGCAGUUCCUCAGUCUAAUGCAGCCCAUGCAUGAGACCGAUUUAAUCCACAGCAUCAUGGUCCAUUCCCUGCGAGCCUACAGGGCUGACCCGGACUUGCUGCUCAACACCAUGGAUAUCUUUGUCAAGGAGCCCUCCCUAGACUGGAAGAACCUCGAGUUGAAGCAGUUGAAAAAAGGUGGUACUUGGACACAGACUGUUAACACCAAAGAGAUCAAUUGGUACCCUAUGCAGAAGGUUAACAUCGCCCGGAGAAAACUGGAGGGAGCGAACCCAGCUGACAUCACAUGUGAGGAAGUGAAGUUGGGCUUUGAAAAGGCCUCCGCUUUCAAGGGCAUGUUAGCAGUGGCGCAGGGGGAAGUGGAGCACAAUGUCCGGGCCCGGGAACGAGGUAAAGAACUGCCCGUGGAGACCCAGGUGGACUGCCUGCUGGACCAAGCCACAGACCCUAACAUCCUUGGCAGGGUGUGGAAUGGUUGGGAACCCUGGAUCUGAGUGACACUGAAAAGCAAACCAAGGAGUUUGAAGGCAUUUUCCCACUCUCACUUUCACCUUGGUAACAGUAGUUUACUUUACUGUUUAGUUUUGACGGUUUUUGGGAAAUAUAUAUGCAAAGAAUAAUGUAAAAGGCUUUAUAUAAACAUUGCAGUAGUGAAAUAAUUCUGCUACAGGUAGGCAAGAAUGUUAUAUUUCUGCAAAGACGGCAAUUUCCAGUUAAAAUCUGUUUCACUCAGCAAUUAAAAUUUUAGAUAGGAUCUUUUAUUCUUGGAAUGACAUUCUAAGAUACCUAAUUAUAAAGCCAACUUUAGGAGCCAAUGAAAAUCGUUCACAUCUGAGUAUAUUUACUUACAUUUUUGUACCUGUUCUCUGCCUAAAUAAAAUAUCAAACAACA
Molecule: messenger RNA, 12804 nt
Organism: Brienomyrus brachyistius
Lineage: Eukaryota; Metazoa; Chordata; Actinopteri; Osteoglossiformes; Mormyridae
Gene: prkdc
Product: protein kinase, DNA-activated, catalytic subunit
Exons: 86
Coding region: 29-12406 (4125 amino acids)
Biological process (GO): double-strand break repair via nonhomologous end joining; telomere maintenance; intrinsic apoptotic signaling pathway in response to DNA damage
Cellular component (GO): nucleus
Molecular function (GO): protein binding; DNA-dependent protein kinase activity
Source: RefSeq, a predicted model, not a curated record